CUGUUUAACUUUGAGCGUGUGUGUAUGUUUGCAUGCAGUGAGUGUUGGUUUGUUCUAAUCAAAUCACUCUCACAGUGUUUUAAAUGGUUGAGUGUAGGCACUCAUGUUUGAGCAUGUCUCUAAUGAGCUCCUACUGUAUGUUGUUGAUAGUUUUCACUUCCUCUUACAGUACAUUGUCAUUUUAAAAUGCCCUUAUCAUCAACCAAAACUGCACCCCCCUUCAUACUGUUUAGAAUCACAUCAGUCUUUUUUUUUUUUACAGUUGUAGUUAAUUCUGCAGAACAGUUUGCUCCACAUUGCCUUUAGCAUUUCCGCAGUAGUCAGCACUGUCCUGUUUUAUUUUGAGUUAAACCCUCAAACCGUUUUGAUUUACGAAAAGCAGUACAGAAAAUCCCACUCAUGGAGACCAGACUGAGCACUGGAAUUAUGCGGAGAAGUAUGAUGUUAGGGUUUAAGUAGGCUACCUGCAACUGGGGAUUUUUUUUCUUUUCUUUUCUUCUUAUUCUUUACACUUUUUUGGACACCUUUUUUGAAUUUUUUUUUAUUUAUGUUAAAAACCGGCAGCUGUAACAAAUGUUACAGGAUGCCUUAGUGACCCCUUUUUUCCACUUUUUUUUUUUUUAUUAAAUUAAUGUUAAAAAAUCAACAUCUUUGAGACAUUAAAAUCUGUUACUGCAUUGAUAACAAUAUAGGUGUGACAAUAGAAUAUGAUGCCUGAAAAUUCAUCAAAAUUGGUCUCUUCUGAAACCGCAGUCAGUAAUAAAAUGAAAAAUCACAAUGUUACAAACACAAAAUACCAUCAGAAUAUAAAAUUGACACAUGACGAUAAACACAAAGCAUAAAUUGAUGCAUAAACACUAUAUUGUCCGUAACUGAAUACAAAAAUAGAUUCUAAAUGAAAAAUCCCCCCCAAAAAUUUGAUUAUUCAUGCAUUCAUUCAUUUCCCCAUACUAUAAGGCAAUACAUUUUGCUUGUCAAAAACGUAAUUUUGCUUUUUUCGGGUUUUUUUACAGUAAAAUAACAUGUAUUGUCUUUUAAAUUUUUAAGUAGGCUUAUAUGGUGAGGUAACUUACAGCAGGUUUUUAGCUACUGUACUGUUGUUUUCCUCUGUUAAAAUGACUGAUAUUUUUACAAACACUGAGUAAAGCAAAUUUGUAAAAAGUGGGAUUACAUGUAGGCUAAUGGAGUAUUGCUUUGCGGAGCUGCUUGUAGACUACAUUGUGAAUUUAAACAAUAGGCCUACUACUAGCCUAUAUUGUUGUGAUUAUUAUUAUUAAACGAAGAAAAUAAUUAGUAAUUAGAGAUACCGUGAUAAAAAUUAUAAGCAUUUGUCACACUUUCCAUGUAGCCUAUUUAUACUUGCCAUACCAUAUAAAUUGCCAAUCACUCUGAGCAUCUCUCUCUCUCUCUCGCUCGCUCUCUCUAUGUUGGUGAGCUAAAGCGCAGAGAGCGGCAGCGGCACUAUUCAGUCACUGCUGACAGUGGAGGGUCUCAGCGCUCCUCUCGGGAUAUUCUUCAGUUCGUCUUUUGAGCGCUUUUCCUGUCUCCAGUCCUGUCUCUCCUCCUGUCUCCAGACCUGUCUUCCCCCCGCGCUCCUUUAAUCCGUGUCGCAGUGAGAGAAAGGGAGAAAGGAGAAGAGGGCGCGGAGAGAAUAGCGAACCGGUCCCCGCAUCAUUCCAGAUGGCUGCCUCUGAAUCAGUGAAUGAGAUUGGGCGCUCGGGUUCAGAGCUGUAAGGAGCUGGUGUUCCGGAGAGAGGCGGCUCUGGUGUGACAGCUUCCCGCUCAGCUUCAGGUUCGGCUCAAGGUUUGUUGGGGGUCAGGAGAAACCUCAGGACAUGGAGGGUUGCUAGUUGGGUGAAGGAUUCAUUUCGGGAACAGCUGGUGUCAUAGGCUGAACAUUGGGCCUCAUUAUCAACCAAAAGCGGCCUGUCUUGGAAGUGAAUUUGCCAGUUUUGUGAGAUGGUCACAUGACUGCAGCAUGAUUUUCAAAAAAGCCAAUUUGCAGCUUUAGCCCGCCUCAGUGAUCAAUCAGAGACUCCCACCCACACACACUCCCACACAUGUGCUCCGUUUGCCAUGAAUCUGGCCACCAAGCUGCGGAGGAAUCUGAGGAGGCUGGUCAUCCUCCUCGCCACCUUCUGUAUGGUCAGCGUUUUAAUCUCCGCCUACUACCUUUACACAGGCUCCACCCAAGAACUGGAUCUCGCGGACCGCGCCAUAGGUCCAGACUGUGCUGACCUCCGGGCCCUUCCUAUCCGACAGUCAGAACCUCGGACGCCAAAACCAAUCGAUCCGUCACGUAAGGAUCCGGUGGUGCUGGUAUUUGUGGAGAGUCAGUAUUCUCAACUGGGACAGGACAUCAUCGCCAUUCUAGAAUCCAACCAAUUCCGUUACCACGCUGAAAUUGCGCCGGGGAAGGGUGAUAUUCCACCUCUAACGCACAAAGGCCGUGGGCGCUAUGCACUGGUCAUCUACGAGAACCUUCUUAAGUAUGUCGGGAUGGAUGCAUGGAACCGCGACCUGCUGGAUAAAUACUGUGCCGAAUACAGCGUUGGCGUCAUUGCAUUUCACCGUGCAAGUGAAAACUCCCAGCCUGCACUGCAGCUGAGGGGUUUCCCUCUGACAUUGCGAACGAAUGUUGCACUUCGAGACUGUUGCGUAAACCCACGCUCACCUUUGCUCUACAUAACACGGGCAGAAGUGGAUCGAGGGCAUUUACCAGGAGAAGACUGGACUGUGUUCCAGUUCAAUCACUCCACGUAUGAACCAGUCCUAUUGGCUAAAUCUCGGCCCAGCGAGAGUGGGGCAGCCCAGAUGAUCCCAGGUCCCCAGGGUCUCCAUGCUACCGUCGUGCAGGACUUGGGUCUGUAUGAUGGGGUGCAGCGUGUGCUGUUUGGACAUGGGCUGAGCUACUGGUUACACAGACUCAUACUGGUGGAUGCCAUCGCUUAUCUCACAGGCAGGAAGCUGUCCCGAUCUCUGGAACGCUACAUCCUGGUUGACAUAGAUGACAUUUUCGUGGGGAAGAAAGGGACGAGAAUGAAUGUGAAUGACGUGAAGGCACUUCUGGAAACACAGAACACAUUGAGGUCUUAUGUCUCUAACUUCACCUUUAACCUGGGAUUUUCUGGGAAGUUCUUCCAUACAGGUACGCAGGAGGAAGAUGAUGGAGAUGAUCUGUUGUUGAAAUAUGUUGAUGAGUUCUGGUGGUUUCCUCAUAUGUGGAGUCAUAUGCAGCCUCAUCUCUUCCACAAUGAAUCCUCUCUGAUGGAACAAAUGAUCCUGAACAAAGACUUUGCUUUGGAGCAUGGUAUUCCUGUAGAUCUGGGAUAUGCAGUGGCCCCUCAUCAUUCUGGUGUAUAUCCAGUCCAUAUUCAACUGUAUGAGGCUUGGAAGAAAGCAUGGGGGAUACAAGUGACCAGUACAGAGGAAUAUCCACACCUCAAACCUGCACGCCACCGCAAGGGAUUCAUUCAUAACAACAUUAUGGUGCUGCCCCGUCAGACAUGUGGCUUAUUCACACACACCAUCUUCUAUAAAGAGUAUCCAGGAGGCCCUAAAGAACUGGACAAAAGCAUACGAGGAGGAGAGCUGUUUCUGACCGUCCUGCUCAACCCUAUCAGUAUAUUUAUGACUCAUCUCUCCAACUAUGGGAAUGACCGCUUGGGAUUAUAUACAUUCACUAAUUUGGCUAACUUCCUGAAGUGCUGGACCAACCUGAGGCUACACACACUUCCUCCCCUGCAGCUUGCACACAAGUACUUCACACUCUUCCCGGAGCAGAGGCACCCGCUGUGGCAGAACCCAUGUGACGAUAAACGGCAUAAGGACAUCUGGUCCAAAGAGAAGACCUGCGACAGGCUGCCCAAGUUCAUGGUGGUCGGGCCUCAGAAAACAGGCACGACAGCGCUCUACCUCUUCCUGAUCAUGCAUCCCUUCAUCUCCAGCAACUUCCCCAGUGUGAAAACAUUUGAGGAAGUUCAGUUUUUCAACACCAACAACUAUCACAAAGGCAUCGACUGGUACAUGGAGUUCUUUCCCGUACCCUCUAAUGUCAGCACAGAUUUCCUGUUUGAGAAAAGCGCAAAUUACUUUCCUUCUGAGGAGACGCCCAAACGAGCUGCUGCUCUCCUGCCUAAAGCCAAGAUCCUUACUCUGCUGAUCAACCCUUCAGACAGGGCGUACAGCUGGUACCAGCAUCAGAGGGCUCAUGAAGACCCAGCAGCAUUGCAGUUCAGUUUCUAUGAGGUCAUUUCAGCAGACCAGCUCGCUCCACCUGAGCUGCGCUCCCUCCAGAACCGCUGCCUCGUACCUGGACUCUACGCCACACACCUGGAGAGAUGGCUCACGUACUACCCUCCAAACCAGCUAAUGAUUAUUGAUGGACAGCAACUGAGGAAUGACCCAGCAAAAGUGAUGGACGAGCUUCAGAAAUUUCUGGGUGUCACUCCUUAUUACAACUACUCACAGGCACUCACGUUUGAUCCUCAGAAGGGCUUCUGGUGUCAGCUGUUGGAAGGGGGCAGGACUAAGUGUUUGGGGAAGAGCAAAGGCCGCAAGUACCCACCCAUGGACUCUGAGUCACGAGCAUUUCUCUCCAGAUUCUACAGGGAUCAGAACAUUGAAUUAUCUAAGCUGCUGCACAGACUGGGUCAGCCGCUACCAGCCUGGCUCCGGGAGGAACUACAGAAGGUCAGGUAGCCCUAACCAAACCACCGCUCCUCCGGGUCAGAGAUCCAGGUUCAACCCUCAAAGAAACCAGACACUUGAACAGUACUCAAUGCCACCAAACUGCAAGAUUGCAAAGCAAAAGUCAAAAAUUCAACUCACCAUUCAUUGGUGCCUCUGGAAAUCCAAACAAAGCAGUAUGAUGUGUCCAUGGCAACAUUACUUUUUUGUUGCAAAAGGUCAGAUUUUGUCAGUGAGAUACGGUGAUGUAACUGUGACCCUUGAACUUCAGAUGCAGCCAAACAGAGACUGCAUAAAACCUGCGUAACUGAAAAUGUAAACCUCCACAGACUUCCUGCUAUAUUUACUGUCCCCCCAUCAGACACUGGAUAUAAAGGUACGGCUUUAGAUUUUAUACGUCAUCAUUGAGGAAUUUAGAACUGCACAACCACUGUUCAUAACCUCACUCUUGCAAAUCUAUCAGUCAAUCAAAGUGAAGAUGCAAAAUGUUAAGAAUCAAUAUGGAAAAAUAAAGAGCACAGUCAAGUUUGCUGCGUCAGCUUUAAACCGGUCAAUGGAGUGAUGUCAUUGUGAUGUCAAUGUCUCAAUCCAUGUCCCAGCUACUGUUAUUAUAGACACAAUGGCCUGAAGAGUGGAAAUCAUUUCAGUUUGUGUAUGUGUGUGGGUGGGUGUGUGUAAGGGUAAAUACACAGAAACCCUUGCAUGUGUGUGUGUGUGUGUAUGUGUGUGUGUGUGUGUGUGUCUAGGUAUAUCUCUGUAGCCAGGUAGCCUUAGCCCCGCCCACUGGACUGCAACUGGUUGGCUGAUGAAUUUGAAGUGUGACUUUUAUUUUUGAAAACAAUUUGCCUCAAUAUGAAGAGAAAGUGCUUUGAGAAAUAUGUAAAUAACUAUAUAUAUUCAAUAAACACUGGAGAGAUUCAUGUUUCUGUAAAACA
This is a messenger RNA of Megalobrama amblycephala (Wuchang bream), 5624 nucleotides long. RefSeq names its product N-deacetylase/N-sulfotransferase (heparan glucosaminyl) 3 (gene ndst3). Lineage: Eukaryota; Metazoa; Chordata; Actinopteri; Cypriniformes; Xenocyprididae. The transcript has 14 exons. The record is from RefSeq and is a predicted model, not a curated record. Gene Ontology annotation, cellular component: Golgi apparatus. Bases 2077 to 4701 code for a protein of 874 amino acids. Gene Ontology annotation, molecular function: heparan sulfate N-sulfotransferase activity; deacetylase activity.